Messenger RNA from Grus americana (Whooping crane), 1492 nucleotides. It is a transcript of the gene C13H19orf12, whose product is annotated as chromosome 13 C19orf12 homolog. The record is from RefSeq and is a predicted model, not a curated record. Lineage: Eukaryota; Metazoa; Chordata; Aves; Gruiformes; Gruidae. The transcript is spliced from 3 exons. Bases 274 to 699 code for a protein of 141 amino acids.
CGGGGAGCGAAUCCCGCGGCUCGGGGCGCACCGCCCGCCUCGGGGGGCCUGGGCCGGGUUCGCUCUCGGUGCCGCCGCGGGGGCAGGCGGGAGGAGGCGGCGGCACACCGAUUGCCUAACGCCGCUCCGGGCUACGCGCUUUUCCGACGGAGCAAGCGCGGGAGCUGCUGUAGAGGCCGGGUGGAGCGGAAGGAGCUGGGCCCGCUCCCCGAGGCCUGCCGCCGCCCCGCUCCCAGGGUGCCCCGGCCCAGGCCAGGAUCUUAACUUGCCAAGAUGCCCAUCAGUGUCGAUGAUGUGAUGCAACUGUUCUGCCACCUCUCUCAGGAGAAGGGGAUGAAAGCUGCUCUCAAACACUCUGGUCGAGGAGCACUGCUGGCAGGUGCAACAGCACUUAUUGGGGGUCUGGUGGGAGGUCCACCUGGAAUCGCUGUAGGAGGAGCAUUUGGUGGACUGCUUGGUGCCUGGUUGACUAGUGGACAGUUCAGGCCGGUCCCUCAGAUUUUAUUGGAAUUGCCUCCUGCUGAGCAGCAGAAACUCUAUGAUGAAGCCAUUGUUAUUCUCAGGCGCUUAGACUGGACUGAUAUUGCUCAGCUGACUGCUCUUGUAAUGGGAAAUGCUAGUCUCCAGCAGAAGUUGACAGCAGUGCUGAUAAAUUACUUCUCCAAAGAGCUAAGAGCAGAGAUACAGUAUGGAGAAUAAACCUUUCCGGAGCAGGCAUUUUACAGUGUAACGAAUUGUACUCUGACAAGUGUGAUUCUUCAACAUAGCAAUUAUUAAUUAUCAGUACUAAUUAUGAAUACAGGCAGAUCUAAGAAUUAUUUUGGUGUUGGGAUUUGUUUGGGGGGUUUUGGGUUUUUUUGUGUUUUUAUAAGGAUAGUAUUAGAUUACUGCAUUAUCCUGACACUGACUUGCUAUGUAAUUUUGAAUUAUUCUACACUAGGACUGAAUUCAGAAUCACUGAAGGGAAUUAUGCUUCUCUUGUACUAAUGUAUCACUAGUUAAAACUUUCAAAGUCAUUGUGUUUUGUUUAGUAGCUUUAAUCCUGUUUAAGUGCUUUAAUUUUCUUCUGUGAAUGAUGUAGAGGUGCCAAAGUAGCUGGGGCACCUUGAAGAAUUUUACGUACUGUUUCAGUCCUGCAAAAGAAAGUUAUAAGAAAGUACAUUAUUAUACUGUGAAGUCAACAAUCUCAAUCCUUACUUUACUCUUUGUCACAUUCUGAUUGUAAUUCUUGAGUUAUUUAUUCCUUUCUGUAACAAGUGAAGCCACAGCCUAAACAAGAUUUAAAGCAACAGGUAAACAAACUGCACAAUUAGUAGUUCCUGCUGUCCUAGAAUAGGAAAGCAUGGCAAAAAUAGUCUUUUAAAAAAAUCCGAAAUGGCUGAAUCUGCCGGUUUUAUACUAUCCCUAGGAUUAGGGUUGUCAUUUCAUCAAUGAUUUCUUUACUGAAACUGAACAGCUUGUCCUCUGUUUUCAUUAAAAUAUUCAUAAGAAA